Molecule: messenger RNA, 954 nt
Organism: Rhineura floridana
Lineage: Eukaryota; Metazoa; Chordata; Lepidosauria; Squamata; Rhineuridae
Product: olfactory receptor 2D2-like
Exons: 1
Coding region: 7-954 (315 amino acids)
Biological process (GO): G protein-coupled receptor signaling pathway
Cellular component (GO): membrane
Molecular function (GO): olfactory receptor activity; G protein-coupled receptor activity
Source: RefSeq, a predicted model, not a curated record
UGUCAGAUGGAGCAAUGGAAUCAGAGCUCUGUGGUUGAGUUCAUCCUCCUGGGCCUUGCAGAGGGCAUACUUGCAGAAACUGCUCUUUUCGUUCUCUUCUUGGCCAUAUAUCUGGUGACCCUGGUCGGGAACUCCAUGAUGGUCAUGCUGAUUGGGACUGAGCCUCGGCUACACACUCCCAUGUACUUCUUCCUUCUCCAUUUAUCUCUGCUGGAUCUGUGCUAUUCUUCAGUCACCGUCCCACAGAUGUUGGCCCACCUCCUCUCCAGGCAUAAGGCCAUGCCCUUUGCCCGAUGCGCCUUUCAGAUGUACAUCUUCCUGGUUUUUGGCAUGGCAGAAUGUGUGCUGUUGGGCGUCAUGGCCUACGACCGCUAUGUGGCAAUCUGCCACCCUUUGCACUAUACCUCCAUAAUGAGUUGGCGCUUCUGCAGCUGGACAGCAGGGGCAGCCUGGGCUAGUGGCAUCAUCAACUCUCUGAUUGUCAAUGCCUUUGCUCUACGUCUACCCUACCGCGGCCAAAACCUCAUCAACCAGUUCUUCUGUGAGGUGCCUGCGGUCAUCAAGUUGGCAUCUGCCGACUACACAGAGGCAGAGGUGGUUGUAUUUGUCUUUGGCUCCUUUCUGCUACUUCUACCCUUUAUCCUCAUUGCUGCCUCCUAUGCCCGCAUUGUGGUGGCCAUCCUGCGCAUACGUUCUGCUGAGGGCCGGCGCCGGGCUGCCUCAACCUGCGCCUCACAUCUCAUAGUGGUGAGCCUUUUCUAUGGCACAGCACUGUUUGCUUAUAUGAGGCCCAGCUCUGUCAGUUCUGCCACAGGCCAGGAUAAGGCAGUGUCUGUUUUCUACACUGUGGUAACCCCCAUGAUGAACCCUCUCAUCUAUAGUCUUCGAAAUAAGGAGGUGAAGUGUGCUUUAAAAAAAUUAUUGAGUAGGAAAAUAUUCUCACCUGUAACAUAA